CGACUGCCUCAAGAAAACGCAAGAGGGCGCGAAGAGAUGGGAUGGGUCGCUCAUGCGACCCCAGAGCUCGAUAGAGAAUCACGAUGGCGCGCGAUCUUGGCUACGACGGUGAUCUUCACAGUCUUGAUGAUCGGAGUUGUUGCACUUCGCUUCUGGAUUCGUCGGCGAAUACUGCACAAGGAAGACUGGCUGACGCUGGCCACGAUGUUUGUGAGCGUCAUCUACAGUGCCGCAGUGAUCUUACAGACGCGUUACGGGCUUGGUCUGCCUGUGGAUCGCCAGCCGCCACAGAAUUGGCGCAACUACAUGCUGUCCAACUAUGCCUCACGCCCAUUCUACAUCUUCGGCUUGGCCGGGUUCAAGUUGGCUCUGUGCAUAAGUUAUCUGCGCAUGACGAAAGGCAGUACGGAUCAUAAAUACAGGCGCUUCAUCAUCGCCGUGGCUGUCUUCUCGACCUUUGCGCACUUGGUGUUCGUCAUGCUCUACCUGUGCCAAUGCGUUCCGAUCACCAAAAUGUUUGAUAGGGCAAUCAUUGGAGAGUGUCUGCCGUUUGCACCUCUGAACUAUUCAAUAUCCGUCGUGGUCAUCAUAUGCGAUGUCACGAUAUUCCUUCUGCCUAUACCUCUGAUACAACGAUUGCAUCUGGAGCGAGCAGUGAAGCUUGGCUUGACCAUCGUCUUUGCCUUGGGUCUUCUGACGACGGUAUUGUCAAUCAUGCGCGCUUCUCAAAUACACCGCAUAGCAUACGAGGAUGGCGACACCAGUUACUUCGAGAUCAGAAGCGGACUUGAAUUGAAUAUUGGCAUCAUCACGUCUUGUCUCCCAGUACUGCGACCAGUGCUGCGUUUAGUACCGCGCAAGAUCAUCUCGAUGCUUCCCUUCGCGUCUACCGGUAACGCGCAGGAAACUUCCUCGCAUGGCGGCCUGGAACUAUGCGGAGACUACCCUGCCACUCAGACGAUAGGAGGCAGCUACAGAAUGCAAAGCCAAAGUGGGCGAAGCUGGCGCAGCCACAAGUCUCCACACUGGUUCAGCAAAAGCAAAGACCAGACGAUAAGUUCGGCGACCCGAGAGCUAGAGGAACUCGAUGACUACGAUGAACUACCGAGCCGGCGAGCAAGCACCAUCCAAGUGCCCCACAGAACAGCAUCACGGCAAUCAACGACGCGUCCAUGGGAACACAGACACAGUGCGACGAGGGCAAGUCUGAUGAGCCAAGAUAUGAGCAUACUCUCCAAUAAUUCCGACAGCGCCUCACAAGCGGUUAUCCAAGGAGGCGGAAGACAGAGGUGGGAGCAAGCCGAUGGCAGUGGAAGAUGGGAAGGAUUUGGAGGAGUAAUAAAAACGGUGGAGCUAGAUGUAACGAGCGUGCCGGCCACAUCCUCGAACAUGACUGGUGCUGGAGAGUUCGGCCGCGGUCUCACGAGAAAGGAUGAAUGGGAGGAGACAUUACCUCUGCCCAAGCCUCUAAGAUCACGAGCUGCUAGUUCGGUGUCGAAUGUCGGGAAAGAGAAUACAUAA
Molecule: messenger RNA, 1521 nt
Organism: Cercospora beticola
Lineage: Eukaryota; Fungi; Ascomycota; Dothideomycetes; Mycosphaerellales; Mycosphaerellaceae
Source: RefSeq, a predicted model, not a curated record